CAUACCAAUGAAGAUGGCGGCGGUGGGGUCCGCCAAAUCCGCUGGACUGGGGCAGAGAGGCGAAACCAGGCCUGGCGCUCUCGCUGCUCCUCUGAGCCUGGAGGAGGCCCGGUGCCCGGUGUGCUCCGAGAUACUGCUGGAGCCGGUAACGAUGCCAUGCGGACACUCGGUGUGCCUGCAUUGUUUCCAGCGGACGGUGAAGUUAAUCAGUCUGUGCUGUCCGCUGUGCCGGCUGCGGGUGUCCAGCUGGGCCCGGAGACAGUCCCGGGAGAAGAGCCUGGUCAACACCGACCUCUGGGAGCUGGUGCGGCUCAGUCACCCGGAGAGAUGCAGGCGGAGGCUGGAGCAGAGAGACCGAGAGGUCUCGGACGGAGGUUCGGAGGACUUGACGUAUAUUACAUAAUCAGCAGUUUGAAAUCAUUAUUUACGCUUCGAGAAAGCGCAGCAUGACAUGUUAUUUCUUCAGGGUGGAGGAAGUGAAGAAACUGAAGAGAGGAAGAAAAAAAUCCACAGAAAAGAAGAGUGUGGGAUGCUGAAACAUUGUCAAUAUCCUUUCUGUGGAGUGUCCGACUCUGAGAAUGAAGAGCCGGUGGGAAAGAGGACCCGACACGUUUCAGCAUUUGUGCGAAAAACAAGAUGCUCCCCUGCUUUCAAUAGAGGUUGUCUUCAUAGCAGUGCUGUCCAGAGGAGCAGGAGCUGUACAGAUUCUGAGGACGGAAGAGGAAAAAACAGAGGUCACGCACAUCAUGCCGUUCCUGAAAAGGCUAGCAUCACUCAUAGUUACAACGCUGGAAUCCUUCUGUCCUCAGAGAACAGUCGCUCUUUCUCAGCUCCGGUACUGAGCUUAGAUAAGAGACACCAUUGGCGGGGCAUCCACACCUCAUCCGCUUCGCUCGUGCUUCAGACCAAACCAGAGAGAUCUAUUAGCCCAGAGAGCAAUGACAGCAUAUCGGAAGAACUCAACCAUUUCAAGCCUAUUGUCUGCUCGCCGUGCACUCCACCCAAAAGGCUGCCCGAUGGGCGACUUUUGGAACCUACAAUCGUGAAGUCAACCCCUAGGAACUUGACACGCACUCUGCACAAGUCCACAAGCUACGAGGCCAGCCCGACCAUCUUGCAGAAGUGGAAGCAGAUUGAAGUUGAUCGUCAGUGUAUCAAGGUGACCUCAAAAGGUACAGUCACCAGUCCGAUCGCAGAGGAUCUUAGCCUUAAACUGAGUCCCGUUGAAGAACAGGACAGCCGACUCUGCAGCUGUACUGUAGCCAAGGACAGCUUGCAAGAUCAUCAGUGCAUUUGUGAAUCAAGUGCUAAGGAUCAGAAGGAUAAACCUGUAGUCUGUAAUAAACGACGGCUUGUAUUUGAUCAGUGUAACAAAGAGGAAGGUACACAGCCAGCUAGCACUCACAUCAGGUCGACAACUCAAACCAUUGCAGAUACUUCAUCUGCAAAAGGGCGAAGCAAACGUGAAGCACUCUGUGAACCCACAGAAAUUUGUGAACCGAUGCUUGAUAAACCUGCUGGACACUGUAAUCUGGGUACUGAAGACCUAGAUAACUUCAUAAAUGAGCCUACCACCAGGAGCUGUGUAUUUAACAGACCUACCUCAAGAAGGGGCAAAAAGAGAAGCCACAAAACCAAACAUUUGGAAGAGACCCUACAGACAAAAAUGUCCCGGAUAGAUGUCUGUGACAGGUUUGAUGAUCUGAUUGUCCAGCAAACUAAUCAGGAAAAGGAGGACAGAGAACUGGCACUAAAGCUACAAAGACAGUUUGACAGAGAAUGUCAAAAAGUAGACAGGAACAAAACAAGUCAUAACAAAUACGAACUCCGGUCCUGGGCUUCAAAAGAUGGGAUGGUAGGACACAGUACACGCAGAUCAGGAAGAAUCUCCAAACAAAAUGAGCACUUUAGCUACAGCUGUUAAAGGAACCUCCGGUUAUGGUAGUGUUUUAUUGUAAUGAUUUGUCACGGUCACAAACGUUUUCUUUGUUGAGGCACUACAGAGGCUUUCUAAGACUGGAUAAGUAUUGCAAGAUGAGGUAUUUACUUUUUUGACUUUUCAUCCAAAGCAACUUGCGUUAGUCGAGUCCACCUAGAGCAGAGGUGCCAAUCCUGUUCCUGGAGAUCUCGCAAAGUUCAGCUCCAACCUUGAUCAAACACAACAG
Molecule: messenger RNA, 2165 nt
Organism: Sinocyclocheilus grahami
Lineage: Eukaryota; Metazoa; Chordata; Actinopteri; Cypriniformes; Cyprinidae
Product: E3 ubiquitin-protein ligase RNF169-like
Exons: 5
Biological process (GO): double-strand break repair
Cellular component (GO): site of double-strand break; nucleus
Molecular function (GO): nucleosome binding; ubiquitin-protein transferase activity
Source: RefSeq, a predicted model, not a curated record